Molecule: messenger RNA, 1782 nt
Organism: Peniophora sp. CBMAI 1063
Lineage: Eukaryota; Fungi; Basidiomycota; Agaricomycetes; Russulales; Peniophoraceae
Source: the annotation of a GenBank genome assembly
AUGAUACCUCUGACUCGUAGACCGGAAGUCGCACCGGAUCCGGAGCCAGAGCCCGCAGAACUUCCUACAGAUGACUUAACGAAGACCCUGCCUGUAGAGCUCCUCAGCGCGAUCUUCCAUAUAUCACGAGAUAUAGAUCCUGCGCGUCUCAUCGAUGCGCCGAAGAACUCCUCCGAACAAGCUAUAUGCAGGGGCUCACGCAUCAACGCUGAGUUGUCUCCUUCGUGGCGUCUUCGAGGCUGGUUCGCCGUAACGCACGUUUGUGCCCGCUGGAGGACGCUGGCACUCGCUCGGCCGACACUCUGGGCCAUAGUCUAUCUCAACCUUGGUCCCAGCUGGGUCGAUACGUUCAUCGCGCGGAGCGACCCGGUUCCGUUCAUCUUCUUGACAGAGGCGAGAAAAGGGCAAUUCUCUUACUCUGGCGCCCCCGGAGGACUAGACAUUAUCCAGGCCGUCAUCGACAGUUCCCAACGUACCUUCGAUAAAGUUCUUUCCGAGCACGCCUCUCGCUUGCUGCAGCUCGAUAUAAAUGAUUCACUAUUGACCUCAGACAUUUUGGGUCUUCGUCCCAUCGAAGCUUUGCCAAAGAAGAUCUUCCAACGUUUACCUGCCCUCCAAACUCUUGUCCUGCAUGGAUAUGACAUGUCCAUCGAGUCUCAGCCAUGGGAGUCGUUUGAUGUCCCUUGCCUUCAGAAGCUCAUCCUGAGCGGUAUCAAAUCCUUUCCUUGGGAGAUGCCAAGUCUAGCUGGUCUUAGUUGCCUCGUUGUCAAAGGAUCAAUUGGGGCCCGCGGGAAUAACUUCCAGUGGUCGCGCUUGCGCGAUGCCCUGUCUCGUAUAUCAGAGCUGGAACAACUUCAUCUGGAGUUAAUGCCCAUCUCCAUAUACGAUGAGAUCACGAAGGACAAAGUGACCUUGCCCAGGCUUCGACGACUGGGGCUUCGGGAUCAGGCACACUGCCUGAAGUUUCUUCUACGUAUCAUCGAUGCGCCUGCUUUGCGUGGCAUGGACAUCUCGCAAUGUGUCGCUUUUGGCGGCACGGAUACUCCUCAUUUCGAUCAAAUCCUAUCUGCAUCCCUCAUGUAUCUGCCUUCCGAAUCCUUGACGGAUCUCUCCAUCGCAAUUGGACAUAGACGUACCUCUAUGAGGGUCUGUCAGAGCACAUUGGACGUUGGGCUCAUCUAUCUAUCUCAGAGCGAUGGAUACGAUCAUAUUGGUCAGGAGGCCCUUGUUCGCGGCCUUGACGCCACAGAGCCCUACAAACCUCUGCUGUCCCUGGAUGACAGUCUACCCGCAAGCAACAGUUACGUGUUGAACCUUUCGGUCACUGGGGCAAUAAGAGUGCCAUUGCCUCUUUCAGGUGUCAAUACGUUGCGCUUCGAUGGAAUCCUCUCAGCCCAGGAGAUUCAUGACGCAUUCCACACCAUGUUGAGUGUCAAGCAUAUCCGGGUUUAUAGUCAUGCGAGCCUUCCCGGGAUGUUCUCUGCCUUGGCCAUUACAACUCCGACUAUGCUUUUCCCGGCCCUGGAAUCCAUCGCGUUUGCGUAUGGAGAUGCAGCGUCGCGACAAUGGAUCUCUUCUGGAUCGGUUGAAGGGUUCGAGUCUUCUCCUCACCUCGAAUUAUGCAACCUCGUCCGCGCUCGCGCUACCUCCGGCAGACCAUUUCGCUGCCUGUACUUCCCUAGGUCCGAGAGUGUCAUAUCAGCUUUCGAGGCCUAUGCAUCAGAAGCAGGGCAGAAGUGCCCGGACGUAGUCGAGCUUAUCAAGGAGGAUCAGGUGAAGUAA